This is a messenger RNA of Rhododendron vialii, 704 nucleotides long. RefSeq lists its product as uncharacterized. NCBI's taxonomy places the organism in Eukaryota, Viridiplantae, Streptophyta, Magnoliopsida, Ericales, Ericaceae. The transcript has 2 exons. Bases 123 to 437 code for a protein of 104 amino acids. The record is from RefSeq and is a predicted model, not a curated record.
ACAAACCAACAUAUACAAAAAAUUUCUAUAAAUAGAUUUCAUUGUUUUCUUCAUCUAAUUCCAAAUAUCAUCCCCAUUUUAAUUUUUAGUUUGAUAUUCUCGUUUUUUUUGUUUUCAUUUCAAUGGCACGUCGGGAGUGGAGCGAGGACGAGACGUUGUUAGAACAUCUUAAGAGCCUGGUAGAUGGGGGAGUUUGGCAAAAUGAGAACGGAUGGUUCAUACCGGCAUCCUUCGUAGUUUUGGAAACUCAAAUGCGAGCUUCUUUUUCCCAAGGUGGUAUUACAAAAUUUCAUAUCGAGGCAAAAAUGAAGUAUUGGAAGGCAACUUGUUUCCGACUACAAGACCUGCUUCAGAUUUCCGGAUUUGGUUGGAAUGAAAAUGAAAACAGACUGGCGGUGGAGAAUGAGGUUUGGAAUGAAUUUGUCAAAGUGAAUUGACAAUUUAGAAACAUGAGGGACAUGCAAUUCCCCAUGUUUAAUUGAUGGAGUCAUUGCUUCGUACGUUUCAGAGGUUGACGUUGAAUACUUGAAGAAGAUCGUAGUUUGAAUAAAUGUUUGAAAAAUAAAUUUGUUGCUUUUUACCCUUGUAAGGUAUCUCAAGUAGUCUCGAUUUAUUUGAGAUUAUAAGCUUGUGUUCAAAAUGCAAUCUUGAAAAUAAAUGUUGGACUAGUUUCAAUCUUGUCAUAUUUAACGAUAAAGACAAAU